AUGGCUACUAUUGCUGAAUGUCAUAAAUAUUUGAAACAAACUGUGUUCCCUGUUUUUUAUGAUAUCAAUCCAUCUCAUGUACGAAAGCAGAAUGGGGUGUACCAGAAUGCCUUUGUUUUACACAUGGAGAAUUUUAUAAAUGAUCCGAAUAAGGUUGUGAGAUGGAAGAGAGCUAUGGUCGAUUUAGCUGACAUAGUUGGUUGGGAUGUUAGGAACAAGCCAGAGUUUCGAGCAAUUAAAGAUAUUGUUCAGGAAGUGAUAAAAAAAUUGGGUCAUAAAUUCUCAGGGUUUACUGAUGACCUUAUUGGGAUACAACCUCGAGUAGAAGCAUUACAAAGUCUUUUGAAAUUAAGCUCAAAGGAUGAUGAAUUCCGCGUUGUAGGUAUUUGGGGGAUGGCUGGAAUCGGAAAGACAACUCUCGCUUCUGUCUUAUACAAAUCCUUCGGCAAACCAUAG
Vicia faba (fava bean) is the source of this 456-nucleotide messenger RNA. The record is from the annotation of a GenBank genome assembly. NCBI's taxonomy places the organism in Eukaryota, Viridiplantae, Streptophyta, Magnoliopsida, Fabales, Fabaceae.